Microthlaspi erraticum is the source of this 1590-nucleotide messenger RNA. The record is from the annotation of a GenBank genome assembly. Lineage: Eukaryota; Viridiplantae; Streptophyta; Magnoliopsida; Brassicales; Brassicaceae.
AUGGGACAUAAGGAGCAUGGAGGGACUUGGCACAUGGAAGCAGCUCAACUGGAUACGCAAAGGAAGAAGGGAGAAGCCAUCUUGAAGACCAGCUCGACCGUCCACUCGACCAACCGGUCGAGUUCCUCAACUCGACCGGCCAAGCUUCAACUCGAUCGAGCUGGGGAGUCAAAGUCAAACCCGAAAAAUCUCGAUCGAGUUGAAGCUUGGCCGGUCGAGUUGAGGAACUCGACCGGUUGGUCGAGUAGAUGGUCGAGCUGGUCUUCAAGAUGGCUUCCUCCUUCUUCCUUUGCGUAUCCAGUUGAGCUGCGUCCAUGUGCCAAGUCCUGCUUUGCUCCUCUCGUCCCACAAAUGCUCCAAAAGACCUAUUUCAAGGAUCAAACAUGCAUAUGGGUGAAUAAAGAUGAAUGGUAUGGUGCAAUCACAAUCAAUCAAUUCCUCUUAACCAUCAUAGUCAUUGAAUGCAAUAAAAGUAAACAAAGCAGUGAAGUGUCAGCUCGACCAAGAGCUCGAGUCGAGUCAGAGCAAAGUACCAGCUCGAUCGAGUUUAGGGACGAGUUGAGACAAACAAAGCUAAAGCUCGAUCGAGUUGAAGCUUGGCCGGUCGAGUUGAGGAACUCGACCGGUUGGUCGAGUGGACGGUCGAGCUGGUCUUCAAGAUGGCUUCUCCCUUCUUCCUUUGCGUAUCCAGUUGAGCUGCUUCCAUGUGCCAAGUCCCUCCAUGCUCCUUGUGUCCCAUAUGCUCCAGAAUGCUCCAAAAGACCUAUUUCAAAGGACCAAACAUGCAUAUUUACCAUAUCAUAUUCUAAAGCUUGGAGAGCUCAAGAGCACGCACAAGAGGUUGCUAGGGGUACUCCUGAGGAUGGUUACCAAGAUUUCCCUCGUUACUUCCAUAUGGUGAAAGAAAAGAAUCCAGGGUCUGUUACCUAUAUUGAUAGGGAAAAGGGUGGGAAAUUCAAGCGAAGUUUAGAGGUACAAGAUGGCAAUUUCAACAUGUAUCCUAUUGCCUUUGGUGUAGUAGACUCUGAGAAUAACGACUCGUGGGGUUGGUUUUUGAAUUGUCUUAAGACAAUUAUCCCUGAUGAGAGCGACUUGGUUUUCGUCUCUGAUCGUGCACAAUCUAUCGAGAAUGCUCUCCUGGCUAAUUAUCCUUUGGCGCAUCAUGGCAUCUGCAGUUUCCACUUUCAGAAGAAUAUUGAGUUAAAUUUCAGGGGCACACCUCUUAUACCAUUGUACAAGGAAGCUGCUAAAGCGUAUACAAGGUUCGAUUUUGACAACCUGCUCAAUGAGAUAAUGAUUUCAGAUGAAGAAGUUGGAAAUUAUCUGGUGGGUGCUGAUGUUAGGAAAUGGUCUAGAGCGUAUGCACCUGCUAAUCGCUACAACAUCAUGAUCUCAAAUCUGGCUGAGUCUUUAAACUCUCUGUUGAAAGAGCCUCGUGAAUACCCUAUUGUCUGCCUCUUUGAUACGAUCAGAUCAAUUCUGACAAGAUGGUUUCAAGAAAGGCAUGAGAAAGGUAUUCAACAUCAGCAUGCUGUCACAAUAGCUGUGGGGAAGAAAAUGAAGGAAUCAUAUGAUUUCUUUUCACGCUAA